CGGGGCGGGGCUAAGGCUGUCAAGGACCAGGCCGCCAUCGGCCUCCGCCUUCACCUUUCACCCCCCCCCAUGAGGAAGGGGGCGGCGGGGGCAGGACGGCGAGCGAGCGAUUGAGGGAGAGAAGAAGGCCGGGCCGGGCCGGGGGGCAGCGGCUUGGACGGAGGCCGGGACCCGAGUGUGUCCAUCAUGGCCUCGGCUUCUACACCUAAAUAUAUUUCCAACUCCCUGGAGAACGACUCAAUUAAAAGGACCUCAAGAGAUGGGAUUAAUCGGGAACUCAGUGAAGAAAUUCCCCGACUACCAGGGGAAACUAGAAUUACAGAUAAAGAAGUUAUUUACAUGUGUCCUUUCAAUGGUCCCAUUAAGGGAAAGCUGUACAUUACGAAUUACCGGCUAUAUUUAAGAAGUUUGGAAAUGGAUCCUCCUGUAAUAUUGGAUGUUCCUUUGGGAGUAAUUGCAAGAAUUGAAAAAAUGGGAGGAGCAUCAAGUAGAGGAGAGAAUUCCUAUGGACUAGAUAUUACUUGUAAAGAUAUGAGGAAUCUGAGGUUUGCCUUGAAACAGGAAGGUCACAGCAGAAGAGAUAUAUUUGAAAUCUUCACAAAAUAUGCCUUUCCACAGUCACAUAAUUUGGUAUUUUUUGCAGUUGUAAAUGAAGAAAAGUUUUCCAAAAACGGUUGGCUGGUCUAUAACCCAAUGGAAGAAUAUAGGAGGCAGGGGUUGCCCAACGGCCAGUGGAGGAUAACAUUUAUUAAUAAACGCUAUGAAUUGUGCGAUACCUAUCCAUCCCUCUUGGUGGUUCCGUAUAAUUCCACAGAUGACGAUCUCAGGAAGGUAGCUUCUUUUAGAUCCAGGAGUAGAAUUCCGGUGCUGUCUUGGAUUCAUCCAGAAAACAAGACUGUUAUCAUGCGCAGUAGUCAGCCUCUCGUUGGUAUGAGUGGGAAACGAAAUAAAGAUGACGAAAAGUAUCUCGAUGUUAUCAGGGAAGCUAACGGGCAGAUUUCUAAACUGACCAUCUAUGAUGCAAGGCCUAAUGUGAACGCAGUGGCCAACAAGGCAACAGGGGGAGGAUAUGAAAGUGAUGAUGCUUAUCACAAUGCGGAACUUUUCUUCCUGGAUAUUCAUAAUAUUCAUGUAAUGAGAGAAUCUUUAAAAAAAUUGAAGGACAUUGUGUAUCCUAAUGUGGAAGAAUCUCACUGGUUAUCCAGUCUGGAAUCAACUCACUGGUUAGAACAUAUCAAGCUUGUCUUGACAGGAGCUAUUCAAGUAGCAGAUAAAGUAUCCUCAGGGAAAAGCUCAGUAUUGGUCCACUGUAGCGAUGGAUGGGACAGAACAGCUCAACUGACAUCCUUAGCCAUGUUGAUGUUAGAUAGCUACUACCGAACAAUUGAAGGAUUUGAAGUAUUGGUACAAAAAGAAUGGAUAAGCUUUGGACACAAAUUUUCAUCUAGGAUAGGGCACGGUGAUAAAAAUCAUGCUGAUGCCGACCGAUCUCCCAUUUUUCUUCAGUUUAUUGAUUGUGUUUGGCAAAUGUCUAAACAGUUUCCUACAGCUUUUGAAUUUAAUGAACAAUUCCUGAUUACAAUCCUGGAUCAUUUGUACAGUUGCCGGUUUGGCACUUUCUUAUACAAUUGUGAAUCUGCUCGAGAAAAAGAAAAACUUACAGAGAGAAGCUCCUCAUUAUGGUCACUGACAAACAGUGAAAAGGGAAAGUACUCAAAUCCCUUUUAUACUAAGGAACUGAAUCGAGUUCUCUAUCCAGUUGCGAGUAUGCGUCACCUGGAACUUUGGGUGAAUUAUUACAUUAGAUGGAAUCCAAGAAUUAGGCAACAACAACCAAAUGCAGUGGAGCAACGUUACAUGGAGCUCUUAGCCUUACGGGACGAAUAUAUAAGGAGACUUGAAGAAUUACAGAUCACCAACUCUUCCAAGAUUUCUAAUUCAUCAUCACCUUCAUCAUCUUCACAAAUGAUGCCCCAUUUACACACUCACUUCUGAAAGAAAAAUAUUGGAGUUGUUCUUUAGAACUCUGCAACCCCAUAUGUGCAUUUUACAUCAAACUUUUUAAAAAAAUGGAAUAUUUGAAUUCCAUGUUGCACAUGUGUUAAAAAGUUUUUGGAUUAUCUUUUGCCUUCACAUGGAAAUGAUCUGAAGAUAUCUGUACUUUUGAAUAUGUGCCUUUCAUGUUUGAGUGAGAUGCAUUAUCCAAUUGAUGUGGAGAAGAAAAUAGUUUUAGCAGGUAUUUUAGAAAAACCUGUCUAAAAAUGCUUAUUUAAUAUUUUUCUAAUUCUGAAAUUUUUUAAAAACUUUAGAAAUGAUAUGGAUGUUAUUCAUGUAUUCAUGUUAAUAAAACUAACAACAUUUUGAAUUAAUGUUAAAAUGUUCAAGAGCAGAUUUUUUUCUUGAUUUGAUGCAACUCAAGUUUAUUUUUAAAGCUGUCUAAAAUUAAUGCAAAGAUGAAAGUUGAUUGGUUAGUGCCAAUUUAAUGUUUUAAAUGGUAUCUAUGCAUAGAUAUAUAUCCUGAAAAAUGCUUAAAUAAUGGCCAAUUUCUAUACCAUUACAAAUGAUUAAUUCACUAAAGUUGGUCUUUUUGAAAUUAAGUUUUUUCCUCAAAUAUAUUUGAGGUGUAUAUUUUUAUAUUAAAAAAUUGAAAGCACUCAGAUAAAUGCAUGGCAUUUUUCAUUUAUCCAAUUCUUUUAAGUGAUUUUUUCCAAAUGUAUGCCUUCAUAAAAUUGCCUAACAUAGGAAUGAAUUUUAAUUUUUUAAAGAAAGAUGUUUUAUUUUAUUCCUUUAUGCAUUUCUUUGAAAAACUGUGCCUGGUCAGAGCAGCUUACAACCAAAGUAGAAUUAAAACAUCUCUUUUAAGGAUUAUUUUUAGGGUAUAAAUUUCUUAAAUGCAUUGACAUUGUAUAACAUUCAGGUAGUGCUUUUAAAAGAUUUAUUCUUUUUUAAAGAAUUGCUUCUAAGAAUGUGUUGAAUAUGAGGUAUUUUCCAAUUAUAAUUGUAAAGGAGUUUCUUUAAGCAAGCUCUUUUUUAAGUUGAUUUCCAACUGGUUGCUUUCAACUAUUUUCUAGUAGUAUUACAUACCUACCUGUGCAGACCUUUCUAUUUGAUAUUUGAAUUCAUAUGAUAUAUUAAAUAUAUUAGGUGAAAGAUAUUCAAGGCAUUCAGUAUUUUAAAGUUAAAGAGUAUUUAUAGUUGAUGUGGUUAUGUUUUAAAGGAAUUGUUUCGCCUGCAAGCCUACCUUUGUACAUUACUGUAUAGGAAGUAGAUUAACUGUUCUACCAAGAAGACAUUAAGAAGCCCGUUGGGUAAAAUGUAUAAAUUAAGUAUAAGACUGAAUGAAAGUAGUUUAUUAGACAUUAUCCUGCUUUUGUAAACAGUGUAAAUAUUUUUGUUUAGAAGUUCUCUUUAAUCGUCUAUUAUUCCAUUAAAACAAGCUGAGUAGCAGUUGAAGUAUCUUUAAGAUGAAUUAGAAAAGUUCUUCUUUGCAUUAACAGUUGAACACCCGAUAGAGUAAAUACAUUAUACUAAAAUUUGCACUAUAUUUUUUCAGGGAAAUAGCUUUUUGUGAGGAUUUCAAAUUCCCAAAAUUUCUAUGUAUAUUUUUUCUCUGCCUCAUUUUCCUGGGUGUGUUGUGUAUAUUUUUCAGCAUAUCUUGGUGAGUAAUAUUAUAGGAGCCUCUAAAAUUCCUUCAGUAUUAUUUUAAUGAAUACUUAAGUGCAUUAACUAAGUGAACAAAGAAGCUCAAGCAUAUAAUCUUUCUGCCUGCAAAAGGUAUGUAACUUUAUAACGUAACUAUGCAGAUCUUAUAAGGCACAGUUGCCUUGUCUAUAAAUCUGUAAUAUAGCUUUUUAAAAGUACUGUGUUGCUAAUAUGAAGAAAUAUGCAGAAUUUUGGGGUGAAGAAAUAGUGAAGGAAAAGUCAUACAACUAAAUAUCAUUUCAGUUUCUGGUCUGUACCACAAAAGUGCAAACUAUUGACUUGGAUGAAAAGUGUCAGAAAUAAAUGCCCUUGUAGUUCCAUUACAUAAACAUGUAUUUAGCAAAUUCUUUAAGGCAUUGUUUCACUAAUGGUCAUUACAUCUUAUGGUAAUGGAGCCAUAGCUGAGUCUAUGAAAUAAUGUAACAAACUCACUUGUAUUCUCCAUCAAAAAGUAAAGGUUUAACUGAAUAUUUUUAGUUAUGUUUAAAAACAAGUUUUUAGUGAUAUUAAAUAAAAAGAAGAUUUGAAGAAA
Molecule: messenger RNA, 4234 nt
Organism: Ornithorhynchus anatinus (platypus)
Lineage: Eukaryota; Metazoa; Chordata; Mammalia; Monotremata; Ornithorhynchidae
Gene: MTM1
Product: myotubularin 1
Exons: 15
Coding region: 187-1995 (602 amino acids)
Biological process (GO): dephosphorylation; negative regulation of autophagosome assembly; muscle cell cellular homeostasis
Cellular component (GO): plasma membrane
Molecular function (GO): phosphatidylinositol-3,5-bisphosphate 3-phosphatase activity
Source: RefSeq, a predicted model, not a curated record